Molecule: messenger RNA, 8375 nt
Organism: Etheostoma cragini (Arkansas darter)
Lineage: Eukaryota; Metazoa; Chordata; Actinopteri; Perciformes; Percidae
Gene: mdga2a
Product: MAM domain containing glycosylphosphatidylinositol anchor 2a
Exons: 18
Coding region: 986-3880 (964 amino acids)
Biological process (GO): homophilic cell-cell adhesion
Cellular component (GO): plasma membrane
Molecular function (GO): protein binding
Source: RefSeq, a predicted model, not a curated record
CUCUCAGCAUCCAGCAGCUGCGCCCCUUUCCUGACGCUGAGCGAAGCCUCCCAUACAGAUGAGCGCUGGAAGCCACGCACCUCUUGACGUAGCCACAGACCGGUUGCGGUGCCACUCGGUCUCCGUAGCACGUAUUGCGCAACGUGACUGAUGCACAACUGACUCCACGGUGGGCACAUCCGGCUCCCACCGUCGCGUGAAUUCAUCAGAAAGUGGUCGCAUUACGCCGAGACAACAGCAGGCAUCGCCGAGGUGCUGUAGAGAAGCCAUCCGGACUGGACCCUCCCCUAGUCAUAGCCACCGGCAGGGAUGAGUCGAGCGCGCGGCGUCGGGCUGCAGUAGUGCUGUGACUGUGUGAGCGCACGAGCCGACACUGUAAGUAGCGGCAACAGCAGCAGCUUGACGGCCGUCUAGAAGGUGAAAACAGUGAGAAUUUGACAGUGCGAGUGUUUUUUUGUGUGAAGCAGAGGUGAUGGCUUCGUUUGACAGCACGCAGUCAACGCAGCAGCCUCCACGGAGCGAGCCGUGACCACCCGCCGGAUUUGAGGAGCUAUGUCCGUGGGUACCGAGCCUCCGUUUGCCUGUAGUCGACAGCAUCAGUGUGCCCCCUUGGUUUGGUGCCUCGGGGGUCUUCGCUAAAGUCCAGGGACACACGGUAGCCUACCAGCGGAGCGCACCCACCUGGAGUCGAGGAGAGGUUGCUGUUUGUUCCAAGGCCGGGCUCUCUGAAGCCCACUCCCCGCGCCUGCCUGCCUGCUUCCCCGCAUCCUCCGCGUUCUGUCUACACGGCAGUGGACAUCAAAACAAUCACUACAUGAGCCUGUUUGCCUCCCGCGGCCAUACAUACCUUUACUGCUAAUACUCAGACUACAUUAAUCGACGGGUGUGGACCGGAGCAGUGCUGUGUCUAUGCGCAUCAGUUACACCGCCCCGGAAAGGACUUCUUGCCAUUGAGAGCUGGAUAUGCAGAGAUUAACGUGAGAGGAUGGAUCUAAUUAUCUGUGUUUUUGGGCUGCUGGCGCUGGUCGUGGAGGACAUCCGUUGCCAAGGAGUAUACGCACCUCCGACCGUCCGCAUCAUACACUCGGGGCAUGCCUGUAACGUUGAGGAGGAGAGGCACACGGAGAGAGUCUACACCAUCCGAGAGGGAGAGACCCUGGAGCUCACCUGUCUGGUGACGGGGCAUCCUCGACCACAGAUCCGAUGGACCAAGACAGCAGGCAGUGUGUCGGACCGCUUCCAGGACUCCAGUGUGUUCAACGAGACAUUGCACAUUGCAAAGAUCCUGAGGACCCAGGGAGGUCGCUACUACUGCAAGGCUGAAAACGGCCUCGGAUCCCCUGCCAUCAAGUCCAUCAGGGUGGACGUCUACUACCUUGAUGACCCGGUGGUGACGGUGCACCAGAGUAUAGGAGAAGCCAAGGAACAGUUCUACUACGAGAGGACUGUGUUUCUACGCUGCGUUGCCAAUUCCAACCCGCCUGUCCGCUACAGCUGGCAUCGGGGGAGAGAGGUCCUCACGCAGGGCUCAGACAAGGGAGUGGAGAUCUAUGAGCCCUUUUUCACUCAGGGGGAAACGAAGAUUUUGAAGCUGAAGAACCUGCGCCCUCAGGACUACGCCAACUACAGCUGCAUCGCCUCCGUCAGAAAUGUGUGUGGGAUCCCUGACCGCAGUGUUAUCUUCAGACUCACCAAUAAGACAGCCUCCCCAUCGAUCAAGCUGUUGGUGGAGGAUCCAAUUGUGGUGAAUCCUGGCCAGACGGUCUCCUUGGUGUGCAUCACCACAGGUGGAGAGCCUACUCCCCUGCUCACCUGGGUCAGCACUAAUGACAGCCUGCCACAAAGGAGCGUGGUGAAAGGGGGCACGCUCACACUUCCAGCCAUCACCUCAGAUGAGGCGGGGGUCUACAGCUGCGUGGCCAGCAACAAUGUCGGAAACCCGGCCAAGAAGUCCACCACCAUUGUGGUGCGAGCUUUGAAAAAGGGGCGAUUCUGGAUCACUCCUGACCCCUACCACAAUGACGACAACAUCCAGAUUGGACGUGAAGUCAAGAUAUCUUGUCAGGUGGAGGCGACCCCACCAGAGGAGCUGACUUUUAGCUGGCUGAAGAAUGGCCGCGCCCUGCGGAGCUCAGAGCGUAUGGUCAUCACCCAGACGGACCCUGACAUCUCCCCCGGGACCACCAACCUGGACAUCAUAGACCUCAAGUUUACAGAUUUUGGCACGUACACCUGCGUGGCUGCGCUGAAGGGAGGAGGCAUCCCUGAUAUCAGCAUUGAUGUCAACAUCUCUUCCACUACUGUCCCUACUCUGUUUUUCUCUUUCUUAGUUCCCCCCAACCUGACAGUCCCUCGGGGCAAGUCCCCCCUGGUGGCCCGCGAGGGUGACACAGUGGAGCUGGAGUGCCUUGUUUCAGGGAAGCCCAAGCCCAUCAUCCUGUGGUCGCGAGCCGAUAAGGAGGCACCAAUGCCGGACGGCAGCAUGCAGAUGGAGAGCUACGACGGUGUGCUGCGUAUUGUUAAUGUGUCCAGGGAGAUGACGGGCUCGUACCGCUGCCAGACCAGCCAGUAUAACGGGUUCAACGUGAAGCCCCGGGAGGCCGUGGUGGAGCUGAUCGUACAAUACCCUCCAACGGUGGAGCCGGUUUACAUGGAGAUGCGUCAGGGCCUGGGGAGGUCUGUUGUGAUGUCCUGCAGGGUCCUGCGAGCCCACCCUUCCCGCGUGCUGCGAUUCGAGUGGCUCCUAUCAAACCGGCUGCUCCACGCCGGAGCCUUUGAUGCCCAAAGAGACGAGACAGAUUAUACCAUCCGCAGCCUUAAUCGAGAUGGCUGGGGGGAGUACACCUGUAACGUCAUCAAUGAGGCCGGAGCAGGCAAAUGCACCUUCCAGGUUACAGGCAAGGCCUAUCCUGUGGAGUUUUACUAUGACACCUACAGCCCUCUGUGGCAGAACAGGCCCAGAGUAUAUGGCUUCAAGCUCCAGUGGACCCAAAUGAACCCCAACGCCGUGGACCGCAUUGUCGCCUACAGACUAGGCAUCAGACAGGUGGGGUUGGAUCGCUGGUGGGAGCAAGAGAUCCCUGUAGAUGGAGCAAUCAACAAAGGAGAGCUCAUGACACACAACCUGACUGAGCUCAUAAAGCCUGAAUCCUACGAGGUUCGCCUCACUCCCAUCACACGUUUCGGAGAGGGUGACUCCACCGUCCGGAUUGUCACAUACAGCGCUCCCAUCAACCCUCACCUGAGAGAGUUCCACUGCAGCUUUGAGGAGGAGCCCAUCUGCAUGUUCACCCAGGACAAGAAUGAUGAUUUUGAUUGGACGCGGCACAGCGCCGCUACCCGUGAUACCAAGUAUACGCCCAACACCGGGCCCAGUGGUGACCGCAGUGGUUCUAAGCAGGGUUUCUACAUGUACAUUGAGACAUCAAGACCACGGAAGGAAGGGGACCAGGCGCGGCUUGUUAGUCCGUUUUUCAACGUAGCACCUAAAAACCCUUACGGUAUCACCAACCCACCAGCCUACUGCUUCAGCUUCUUCUACCACAUGUAUGGAAAACACAUAGGAACGCUAAACGCUCUCCUAAAACAAAAAGGUCAAACGACCUCCGAAGGUCCUGCGUGGUCACUAAAUGGUAACCAAGGUGACCGCUGGAAGCAGGCAAAAGUAAGCAUCCAUCCGACAGCAUCCUUCCAGGUGGUACUCGAAGGUAUCCGGGGACCAGGCAUCGAGGGAGACAUCGCCAUCGAUGAUGUCACGCUGGAGGAAGGGGAGUGUCGAGACCCACCGCCCAAUCUCAGCUCAGAGGCUCCGCCCACAUGCUCCCAUAUAUGGCUGCUAUGCGUCACCUUGGUGAUGACCCUCCUGGAAGGUCAGAGGUGACCCUUCUCUCUGUCAUCUCAGAGGCAAAUAUUCAGACCCACCGUCUGUGAACUAUACCCUCGGCAUCCAAUCACCAAAGAUUCAUGCAUCGUGAAAGCAGCAGGGGUCCUCUGACAGACCACAGAGGGGCCAGAAUUACUGAAAGAGAGAAAAAAAUCAUGAUAAAAAAAAAGUUACUCAAAAAGUAAUAAAGAAGAUGCGCUAAUUUUUUUUAAAGAGACCUCUUUUACAAAAAACACUCCUCGGUGCAGGACUCUGGACAUCUUAACGAGCACAAAGACAGUCGUGCGAUGAGUGAGCCUGGACUUUGGCAUAAGAGUUCACAAGCGUCGAGGGGAGGACAGUUUGUAAAGCACAAGAACAAUUUUAUGAAGUUAUGAAAAUAUCUUGAGAAGGCGGCGGAAUAUAGUCAGUGCUGACUUUUUGAAUAGGAUAUAACAAUUUCCUGCUUACAAAUACAUGGAAUCAGACCUUUCUCUGUGUAUCUUUAUCUUCAUUUUUUCGCACCAGAUGCCAAUCACCGACACUUGUUUUUCCCUCCAGCCUCACGUCACACCUUGACAUUUCUUUAUCUGCUCGGUGCUGUACUGUAGGAAAACAAGGACUUUGGCAACGUGAGUUGUGUCUGCGUACUCCCCUGUAGCUGCCUACGUAUCUCUUAACACUGUGCUCACGAGUCCAAGUGACCAACCGACGGUAUGGUGGCAGAACAUUGAAUGCAGAAGAAUCAGCAGAGGUGUAGACAGCUGGACUGGAGGUUUGGGGAGAGAAGUCGAAGCUCAGGAGCUGAAAUGAGAGGGAGAGGUGGAAGGAGAGCAGAGAGUGGGGAUGUUGAGGGGUGGAAGAGUGGAGGAAGAGGAGGAACAGGCAGAGAGUAGAGAAUGGUCCGAUUAGUGAGGCCUGACUCGAAUAUUCAGUCGGCGGUCCGCCUGUGGAACAGAAGCCACUUUACUUUCUGCCAUGAAACAAAGUGCCUUCAGAUUACAAACCGAAUCGUGAGCCUGGGUGUUAAUCAACAUCGAACACAUCUCUGUUCAUGUUUCCUCUGAUGGGCUAUUUUCUACAAGUUUCUUUUGCCCCACAAGUGCUGAUGGGAGGGCAUGCGUGUUCAGAAUGAGUAUGGGGUUGUGCUCCACCCGGAUAAACUCCUGAUGGGACAGUUGCCUGUGUGUGUGUGUGUGUGUGUGUGUGUGUGUGUGUGUGUUUGUUUGUGUGUGUGCAUGCGCCUAUGCCUAUGCAUAGUUCAAUGUGAGGGCAGCUGACCAGGCAGUGCUGGCAGACAUGGUUUGGAAACAAUUUGGAUAAAAACAGCGGCAAGAGAGAAAGUGAGGCUCUGGAGCUUUUUUGCGGAAAGAAAAUAUCAUACAGGAGGACAGAGACACUUUGUCGAAUGAAUAACCCACUCUCUCUUCCCAUAAUUUUCCUUCCCUGCGGGCAAGCAUUUUUUAACAAAAGAACAACUGCUGAAUAAAACAUUGCGUUGUACAGGGAGGAGAGUAAUGGAGAGUGUAGGAACUUUGGGCCUGCAUUCUCUUCAUUAGGGUGAUCUGCCUCGCCCCUAUCCUCCACCAUUUAUAUGGAACAAUAUGAGAAUAAAAGAUAAUAAUGACCAUAAUAAUAGUCAUGAUAUUUUAUUACUCUAGCGAGAAUGUUUCUCUGCUUUUACACAAACUGUGAAGAUUGACUUUGGAAGAUCUACCUGAGACCAUAACCUUAACCAGCGGGGUUUUUAAAAAAUGUAUUGUAAAAAAGAGAAAAUAAGAAAAUGAAAAAUUCCGUUCAUUGUUGGUUAUGACAACUGUUUUGAGGACUUGUGUCUUGUUUCUUAUUUUUCUGUUGAAGAUGACUUAACUUGCUUUCUCUUCUUGUUGUCUCCCUUUGCAUUGCUUCAGUAUCCAAGCUGAUGGAACCAUAAGAAGUAAACUGUAAAACUUGUAAAUGUUAAAGAAGCUCUAUUCAAAAGGUUUAUGAUAAAUGUUUUAUGUUGGAGUACAGGAAGCACAACAUACAGUUUAAGGUCUCAACAUAAGAAAUCCAUUUUAUAUUUCUCCGCACAUACAUGACCUACUCCUUCCAAAACAAGUCCACAUUUAACAGCAAACUGAUUAUUUUUUACUUGUUACAUUCAUAUUUAUAGUGCAACCAGAAAACUAAAGGGCACAAAUGGAACCCAGUCAAGAGUACAAAUGAAGUCUUCAUGAAUGCAGACUGGUUCAGAUUGGUGUUGUGGUUGUUCAGCAUAUGUAGCCUCUUCUGUGAAAGCCUAGGAAGGUUGGUCUGAGUGGGUCAUGUACAUGUGUGAGCAUAAAGCUGUGUACAAUAGGUGUGAUAAGAAACUAAUACAUGUAAAGAAGAUAAAUAUGCUAAGCAAAAUAGAGCAGAAUGAUGAGCAUUUCAGGGCAUCUUUAAAAUACCAUUACGGUCUGUAUGAUGUUAUUACAGAGCGAUAAUCACAGCUAUUUUCUGCUAUUCUUUUUGUUUCCUUUUCAUUUUUUCUGUUUGUAUUUCCAUAAAGCCCAGAUCACAAUGAAUGUAAAUGGAGUUCUUUUCUUACAGUCUUACUAGAUGUACGGUUUUACUAAAACAUGUUUUUUUUUUGUGUGCUUUUGAUGACGAGAACUUUCAAAGGUUGUUUGGGACAUGUCAAGAACAUCAACAUUGUCGCCUGACUUUGACACACACUUUGACGCAGUUUCCAAAAAUACAAGCUCAGAUAAAAUACCCAUUAGCUAGUUGGGAUGUCCUCCUGAAAGGAAGUAAUGAAAAGUGCCAAAGUGCCCCGUGCAGUCGUCACUCUUAUGGUGUGGAUGGAUAUGAGUUCCUUAAGAUGAAAUCAAUAAGAUUUGGUAACUGUUCCUUUUACGGCCACCCUGAGCACCUGGUCGAUUCUCAGCUUCGUCUCCAAGUACAUGAAUGAUUCAAAAUGACGGCUUGAUUUAAAUGAAAGAAUGCCUUUGGGAUCACUAAUGUCGAGGUCAAAAGUUUUAAAUAAAUGGUUCUACAUUUUGGGAAAUGAACUAAUUUGCUUUCUUGCUCAGCACAAAGACAGGACUUUGACAAAGAAAACGGGAAACUGUGAGAUUGGCUCUGUCCGAAGGUUACAAAAUCCAUCUGCCAGCACCUCCAAAGCUCACAAAUUAUCACCUUAUGUUUUACUUGCUUAAUUUAAUUUAAUACAAAACCUGAAGUACAAAAAGUAGUGGUGUAACUGGGGAUUGUCACCAUGAGCUUGCCAGAUAACCAGCAGGGACUUCAGGAAGUCUGUUUUUCAGUCUUUAUGCUAAGCUAACUAGCUGCAGGCCAUUAUUUACUGUGCAGACAUGAGAGGGGUAUCGAUGUUCUGAGCCUACUCUCAGCAAAAAAAGUGUUUAAAAAACAGACUGGGUUUAAAAAUUUGAACUACGUAUUCGUCAUACUGUGAAAUUAGUUUUUUGUACGUUGGCAUUAUAUCAGCAUUAGCCUCUUAAAAAACUAUAGCAGACCUGGUUUUUAUCCUACUGUUGUGGUGUAAACUCUGAGUACAUUCAUACAUAUCUCCAACAUUUUCUGGGACAGCAAAAGAAGUCAUUGUUUGUUUUUCUGGUAUUCCAACGCCCACCAUAUCUUCUAUUUCCAUUUCUGUGCGAUGUUCCAGCAUGUGUCAGCCUCUGCCCUUUGUGUAUACGGGAGAUGUGAGAAGCUUGCACACUCAGCCCUGCUCUAUUUAUUGAUAAAAGUCCUCUAAGCCACUUCAAUGUACAAUUGAAGCGGAUUAACAGUUUUUGAAUAUGUAAACAACGUUGUGUUUAAUGACUUUAUUUUGAUGAUUAGAGGCUUCUGUACUAGUGGAAAGUGCGAAGUGUUCAUACACUAACGUGGUAAAUUGGGUUUGAUGUAUUAGAAGCUUCUGAUUAGUUUGGGUGCUAAAUGUGUCCAUGUGUGCCGAGUGUUUAAUCACUGGGCCCAAGAUGCAUGCAUGCAUGCGUGCGUGCGUGCGUGCUUGCGAUUCUCUCAGCAGCCACUUUGGUUUGACACUCGUGCAAGUGUGUGCAGUUGUGGUGAAGUUUAAUAUGGUUACAAAAAUAAAAUGACAGUAUAUAUUUUUCUCUUUUCUUCAUGGUAGACCGCUCAGGAAAUCAAUUACGUUCGGUAUGUUUCACAUCAGCAUCGCAUUUAAUCGUUUCUAUUAAAUUCUUCUUGCGAGAAUUGGGAUGUUUAAACUACUGAAAUUGAAUACAACUGUCUGGUAAUGAAUACUACGUUCUCAAGUGCAGCUAAGCAUUGGUGCAGGCAGAGCACUGAAGUCACUACGUUAGCUGAUUGGCAUCAGCUGUUUCGCAGCUGCUUCACAAUCAUUUGCUUAAUCACGUGCUGCCUAGUAAAGUCCAAUCAUAUUUCUGCAGGUGUAACGCACGGCCAUUGUAGCCAGAUACCUGGCACUAUUAUUUCUGCUGAGUCACCUAUGUGAAUGUUGUUUGCUGCCACUGCUCCCUCUGUCACCCGAACUUCCACCUUA